Messenger RNA from Oxyura jamaicensis (ruddy duck), 3257 nucleotides. It is a transcript of the gene DNAAF2, whose product is annotated as dynein axonemal assembly factor 2. The transcript is spliced from 4 exons. Gene Ontology annotation, biological process: axonemal dynein complex assembly. The record is from RefSeq and is a predicted model, not a curated record. Gene Ontology annotation, cellular component: cytoplasm. The coding region runs from base 111 to 2375 and encodes 754 amino acids. NCBI's taxonomy places the organism in Eukaryota, Metazoa, Chordata, Aves, Anseriformes, Anatidae.
AUCUUGUUUAGCGUCACCACAGCAACGGGCGGGGAGCCGCCAUCUUGUUUGGCGUCUCCACGGCGACCCGAGCGGCCGGGCCGGGCCGGGCCGGGCCGGACCGGGGGACGAUGGCGGUCGCGGGGCGGCUGGAGGAGCUGGAGCUGAGCGCCGAGGAAGCGGAGCGGCUGCGGCAGGCCUUCCGCGAGCCGCGCUUCCGCGAGCUGUUCGCCGAGUACGCGGCCGAGCUGGCCGACCCCGAGCAGCGGCGGCUGUACGAGGAGGAGGUGACGGCUCUGGAACGGGAGCGCGGCGUGGAGGUGCGCUUCAUCCACCCGACCCCCGGCUACGUGCUGCGCACCAGCCAGGCCGGCUCCCGCCGCUGCUACCUCAACGUCUGCAGCAACCCGCACGUCGACCGCCCGCAGGCCCGCGCCGAGCCCGGCGGCCACCGCUGGGCCUUGCCCUACAGCCUGGCGCCGGGCCGCGAGGAGCUGAGCCGGGGCGGCCGCCGCCGCUUGGUUUACGACGUGGUUUUCCAUCCAUCGGCCCUGCGCCUGGCCGCCCGCAGCCCCCGCUUCCGCCGCCUGCUCAGCGACACGGCGCUGGAGGCCGUGGAGCGCCGCUUCUCCGUGCAGCUCGACCGCACCAACGCCGCCGUUCUCCGCGGGGCCUCCUACAAGGGCGUCCCGCAGGCUCCCGUCAUCCGCACCCCUCUGCCCGGCGGCCCGACGCCGCCGCCCGGCGACACCGGCUGCCCGCUGCCACCUUUCCCCGUCCCCGAUCCCGUCCCGGACCCUCCCGCCUCCCCCCCGUCCCGUGAAACCGGCCCCACCACGCCUCGCUGGAGCCUCCGGCAGCGCUCCUACGUGGAGCUGCAGGACUACCGCUGCUGCCGCGACUCGGCGCCCAGCCCGGUGCCGCGGGAGCUGGUGGUGACGGUGGAGCUGCCGCUGCUGAGCUCCGCCGCCCAGGCCGUGCUCGACGUCCGCCCGCGGGAGCUGCGCCUCGACUCGCAGCGGCCCGCCUACCGCCUCCGCCUCCGCCUGCCCUACGCCGUGGACGAGAGCCGCGGCCGGGCCGCCUUCAACAAGGCCGAGCGGCGGCUGCUCGUCACGCUGCCCGUCGUGCAGCCCACCGGCCCCCGGCAGCCGCAGGAGGAGGACGGGGGGCGGCUGGAGGAGCCCGGCCCCGGCGGGGAUGAGGACCCCCCCGACCCCUCCACUCCCCCCGGGGAUCCCCCCCGCUCAGGGGCCGCUUCCCCCGCCAGCCCCGAGCCCGGUGGCCUUACCGGGGGCUCCCCCCCGUGCCCAGCCCCUCUGGAGGCUGAGGACGGCCCGGGCGACAUGGCUCAGCCCCGGGGCCACGGCAGCCCCGAGCCUGCCCUGUGCCCUCCCUUCCGCUGCCGCCAGGAUGAGGCCUCCCUCACCCUGCUGCUGCCCGUGCCCGGCAUCCAGCCCCAGAGCCUCCGGGGGGACGUGGGCACGAACCACUACAGCCUCCGCUUCUCCAGUGCCACCGCUGCCUACUCCCUCUUCCUGAGGUUUCCUCCAGCAAACAGGCUGGCAGCCCCCGAAACCAGCGUCAGUGUAAGCGCCCACAACGCUGCCAUCGGGCUCGCCAAGGCCCCCGGGAGCACCGGGCCCUGGGAGAAAUUCAGCUUCGGCCUUGACGCCUCUGCUCUGCAGGAGAGAUUGUUUGUCAGUGAAGAAAACGUUGAUGGAUUCCUAGACACUGUUCUAUGCCCUUCCUUUUCUACACAGUCAGAACUGGAAAGUCAACCAUUAAUUGAAGUGCUUGAUGUUACAGAGGACAGAAGUCAAAUCAGGCUGAAGCCGCAGGAAGCUGCCCAUAGUGAACGUGAUGAAAAAGAACAAACAGCGAACAGCUCAGAAGGAGAUCCCGCUGAGAAGACGAACGAUGACUCCUUCCAAACCAAGACAGAAACAACCUGUACUGCAGCUGACACGGUUGAAGAUUGUGCUACAGAAAGCAGCAAAACUUCUACAUCUCUUGUACCAGCUGAAACAAUAGGAAAAGGAGACUGUAGUUCACACCAUUGUUUGCAGCAUGAACCUUCUGACACCAGUUCAGCAGUUCCUGGCAAAUCUAGGAGCAACGAACCAGAUUUAGACUGCGCUCUCACAGUAGGUGAAACGGCUGCGUCCUCAGCAUCUGACAAACAAGCGGGCCUUCUGCUGGAAGGGCAGGCGAAAAUGGAAGGGGAGGAAGCAGCUGCAGACGCAGAGCCGGCCCGCGGGACGCCGGGCAGCAGACCGGCCUCGCCGCUCCUCCGAGAGGUGAGCACGCAGGAUGGGAGCGUGCAGAUCACCAGGGAUCACACCACGCACUGCGCGGUCACGUUUCAGAAUUCUUUGCUGUACGAACUGGACUAGUUUGAUUGUUUCAGGAUUUCCUUCUGUUGUUUGUUGCUUACUGAGACUUCCACGCGCUGGUUUAGGACUUCAGGGCUAAAAGCAGAAAACAGGCUCCUACUGAAACCGUUCUGUUUCCACGUCAACUUAGAAUACUUGAGGCGUUCAUAAUUUUUCAAGUUAGUGGGUCUGAGUUUCCUUUAAUUAUACGUAUGAGCUGAAAUAGUGUUACUGACAAGAAUGAUGCAGCUGAAGGUGAAUCUAAGUUCCUGGAAGACAAUGCAGCUUUAUUAUUUAUUUCACUUUCUUAAUCUCUUACUAAAUUACACAGGUUAUUUGUAUAUAUCCUCCUCCUAAUGGCUCCCUCAGGAACUGCUGUAUUUAGUCCACCUAGAAAUGAGCGGUGUUCAUCAUUUUUUUCAAACCCUUCAUUUCGUGAUAAUCGCAGGAUUAGGCUGCCACUGAUUUUUAGCAAUCAAAUGAAAUUUCUAAUUACAUGGAGAAGUUCUAAUUAGUCUCCUAGAAAUAAUCAUCAUUUAAACUAUGUAUUCCACCCUGGUAUAUUACUUCAGUUAUGCAGCAUCCAAACAUACCCCGGUCUGUCAAGUGAACAAAUUCAAUUCCACAAUAGAAGCAUCCUGUCUUGUGGCAUCUGCUGCCAAGUAUUUACAGUUUGUAAAAUGGAUUCAUUUCAUCCAGAGUAGAUUCACUUUUCAGUUCUGUGUCAGCUUCAGCCUGCUGUUUACUAGUUCGUGUCUCCGAGGUGUGAUAACCAAAAGAACGUAUCUAUAAUAAACUUUCGGUUCCCUUUCUCACUCCUUCUGACAUAACUUCUGGUUUUUUGUUUUGAGUUGUACACGACAAAAAUGUACCUUAGAAGAUUUUUUUUUGACUUGUUUCACA